This is a messenger RNA of Scophthalmus maximus (turbot), 4298 nucleotides long. Its product is annotated as coiled-coil domain-containing protein 136-like. NCBI's taxonomy places the organism in Eukaryota, Metazoa, Chordata, Actinopteri, Pleuronectiformes, Scophthalmidae. Bases 579 to 1901 code for a protein of 440 amino acids. The transcript has 9 exons. Gene Ontology annotation, cellular component: acrosomal membrane. Gene Ontology annotation, biological process: acrosome assembly; single fertilization. The record is from RefSeq and is a predicted model, not a curated record.
AGCGGGCACCGCCACCCCCUCUCAUCAUCACACUGCGUCCUUUGCGCAACCGGCAAGUUUCGGAGCACUUGGAGAGCACUCGCACAACGAGCGCGUGAUGCUCCAUAUGAAUUCUGAGUUCUAGAGAGAGAUUACAGCAGGCCAGUGUGCGACGCAAGCAGAGUUUCACAGGACGAGACUGGAAAUGGCCCACGAGCGAUGGUGCACCUUUGAAACUGCUCCCGAGAACACACCGGCACACAGUGAAUUCAAUCUCCAUUUAGCUCUGGGCUUUUCCUGCCUCACAGCAAAUCUCAUUUGACUAAUGGGAAAAGACUUCAAAUGGGAAAUUACUGUUGGGUUGUUGUGCUGUAAAUGAUGCCGUCCCGUUGUGUUUUCUGAGUUUCUCUUAUAACAGCUGUUAUAAUGUCAAACCAAGUUUAUUUGCUUUGCCCUGCAUCAUUUACAAAGUCCGCUUAAGCUUCACGACCCGGGCUUCCAACAGCAAAGACGAGGAAAAACCUCUACCGAACAGCCAAAAAAAGGAAAGAAAAGAAACAGAUGACCCGUGUGAUCUGAAAGCAGAGACCGACCCCACCAUGGACAACGAGAUAACUGCCAAGGAGAGAGGCGUCCUGGAGGAGGACAACGAGAAGGAGGAGAUGGACCAGGAGCGAGCUCGGGAGGAGGAAGGGGAAGAGAAGAAGCAGAGGGAGGAGGAGGAGGAGGAGGAGGGGGAAGGGGAAGACAAGGGCAGUAAGGAGCAGGAGCCGCUGACGGAGGAGCAGGAGCUGGAGGAGCUGAGGGCCCAGGUGCUGCAGGUGCUGCUGGAGCUGGAGGACGCCAGGGAGACCUCCAGCCAACACCAGGAGAGUUUCAACGAGCUGCAGGGUCUGUUGGAGGAUGAGCGUCUGGCCUGUGCCCAUCAGGCUGAAGCCUUCACACGCCAGAUCCAGAAUCUUCAAUCCCAGCUGCGCUCUGUACAGGAGGAGAUGGACAGCCUGGAGGAGGAGAAGGAGAGCGAGCUAGCUGAGGCCCAGGAGGAGCUGCGCGUGGCUCAGGAGGAGGUGCUCCUGCUCCAGCAGGCCGCGGAGGAGGCGGCGGCAGAGAGGGAGAACGACAUCGCCUCGCUGCAGGAGGAGCUGUGUCGCCGGCGGGCCGAGCUGCAGCGUCUCAGCGAGGAGACCCAGGAGUACGAGCUGGAGAUCACCACGCUGAGGGCCGAGAUCAGCAUGAAGAGUCAGCGCCGGGAAGCCGAGAGGAGAGAGGGUGACGUGGACCUGCUGAAGGAGGAGUGCCGAAUGCUGAGGGAGGAGUGUCAGACCCUGAAGGAGGACAACAGACGUCUGACCGAGAGGCUGCAGCUGCUGCAGAGACAGAGGACAUGCUCCAGUGUCUACCUCUCACUGAAGGAGGAAGAUGUGGGGGAGGACACAGAGAGGAAGGAGAUGGAAACUGGCCCCGACGAGGUCAUGACAGAGAGCUACAUGACCAUGGCGCAGUCUGGGAACUGUCGCCUGGUGGACGCCUCCAUCCAGAAGAAUAUUUCAUUUGACGGGAAGCCUGUGACACCGACCGGCUGGAACGGAGGCGUUGGGGAGAUCUUCUCCCUGAGGGACCAGCUGAAACAGGCCGAGGAGAAGGCCUCACAGGUUCAGAAACAGUGUGACGGUCUGAAGACGGAGCUGCAGGAGCUGCAGGUACUGUAUGACAGUAGUCAGAGGGAGAGAGCGGAGCUGGAGGAGGAGCUGCAGCGCUGCAAGGCAGAGCUGGAGAAGCUGUCAGGGGGGGCUCAGAGAUUCAUCCAUCCAUCUGAGCACCCUGUUCUCUCCAUCCCCUUCAUAGGAAUGAUUGUAAUAGUGGCUGUGGUCUGGUGCUGGUUGUCGGAGCUGGCGUCCCAGAGAGUAAGGGGAGUGAGGUAGGUUGGAACUCCAUUUUGACUAUCACCGCAGCCGCCGCAGUGCUGCUGAUGAUGACCAGUUUGUUGAGAGCGCUCGUCCGAUGUUGAUUGGACGGGCAACGGCUGCACAGGGACAGACGUCUGCUUCAGACCAGCCCUCGUUCUCUCUCCUGCCCAUAGACUGAACUGGAAUUCUCUAGACGUGAUAGAGCUGUCAACUUUGUGCUAGAAAUUGUAAGGGGGAAUUUUAUCUGUAAUGAGACGGUACGACGUGCACAAGCAGACUGAGAACAAUGCUCUCAGUCUCGUCUUACUGGCAGUGGACGAGAAGAUUGCUACGGAUGAUGACCUGCAGAGAGAGUCCACGUGAAGACUGGUAUCCCCCCACUAAAUGUAUGCCGGUGCUGUGUCUUCUCUCCCAUGUGUCUGUAAAUAUUCCUGUCCUUCUUUCCUUUCUCCAAUUCUGAUGAAAAUUAAGAUUUUGAUUAUUAAUGUGCACCAAAUGGUUUUCCGUUUAUUUAACGAUUAUUUAUUUAUUUGUUUGUUUGCUUAGAUAUUGUUCAUAGCUGUGUUUGAUAAUCACGACGGAUUAGUCGGAACAUUUAAUACAAUGAAAACCCCUAAAAAUUAAGAGUAAGAGCAGUUUGCAUUUUUUUGUCAAUGAGUUUCACUAUUUGAAACUUUCCCCAAAGUAUGAAAUGCAAAACAACACUGUAUCGUCACAAAUCGACAAUUUUACACAAUCUAUUAUCCUGCCAAUGUUAUUCUGCCCUUUGCAACAUCAGCUCUUUCCAUUGAAAACACAAUUGAUAUGAUAUUCCGUGAUGAACAGGUAUAAGCGUACUAGGCGCCUGUCAAUAUAAAGUAUAUGUAUAAAGCUAAUGUGUAACCCGACGUCGCCCCUGGUGGGUGGAGACAGCGCGUCUUUGCAGUGUCUUUCAGUUAUGCGCUUUGCUCCGAGCCCCGUCUGUCCGCCUGCCUCGGCAUCGUCUUGUGUCUGACUCUGAAAUCAGACAACUCCCAUGUCUCCCUUUAAUUAUCACUUAACGGAGAAGCCAGAGAGUCAGUGCAGUGUUUCUGAUUCAUCCUGCCCGCUCGCGGUUCACUAUGACUACCUGACUUAAACUCGCAGCUGCACUGUUACGCUUAAAACAUAGUUCAUCACAGUUUCGUCAUGUGCUGGUAAAUGAAUCUCAGCAACUUUGGGAGCAAACUCUGGGAAACGAUGAGGCUAUAUUAUUAUUUUUUCUUGUAUUUCAAUUCGAUGUCGAUGUUGUGAAAUAAACCUUUUUCUAUUCUCUCCAGUGGGGUUUAACUGACUGGAGUGUGUUGUCAGAAAGAUUUAUGGUCUAGUACAGUGUGAUAAUGUUGACUAACACCAUUCCUUUGUUUACUUACAGCAUGCUUUAAGUAACAAACUGCAGAUCUGACCAACACCAGUUGGCAUCUGGUCAAACCUAAAUUAAACCAUUGAUGCGGGUGAAGGGAACGAUCACGUUUAGUUGUUUGCGGGGGCAAAUUUUUACGGAAGGAUUUAUAUCGUCUCAGCAUAAAAUGAAAAGUAUACAUGUGGAAGGACUCUGAUUAUUGUUUACAUUUGUGAAACCUUUUUUGUGUGAAAAUCUUUUGGAAUUGAAAAAAGCAUGCUAGAAAUCCUAUAGAAGCACAAUAUACUGUAUCAUUUAUGUAGGUUAUGCUCAUCAUGUUGCUUUGUAUUUAAUGUAAAUAGGAUGUGACAUAUAGUACUACGGGAGAGAUAUUUCUUAAAUCCAUUUGUACCAGCUUUGUAGAAAGUUGAUUCUAUUUUGAAAGAGCAUCGUAUAUUUGAUAGCAAAAUAAUAUGCUACGUAAAUGUUUAUUUAUGGUGACGUCAUUAAGGAGGCCUACGAGCAUUGCUAAUCAUUUUCAGGACCUCUAAGUUCAAAGUUGCCAUAGUCAUCGCAUGCAUUUAGACUGCAUUUGACCGUAGGUUCGUAGGACUCCUGGUUAUUCCAGUUCAGAUUUCAUUAUGUAAUUGAAAUUUUUUGUCAUUAAAUUUUGUGUCAUUAAACAGAACCGUGAUAAGCAAUGCCUGACCAAUGAUAUGUCUGCAUGUGAACAUUCUUUAAGGAAAUAAUUUCCCACUGGACUGCAGUGAUGUUGCACUGUCUAGAAAAUAGAAAAUUGAAUUCCCAUUGACUGCAAUACUACAUAUGAAUGUUGUUGGAUUCAGGACAUUAUUUAUCAUUAUUUCUGAACUUAUUUCAUGAAUAUUGACGUAAUCGUAGUCUCCUCAGAUUCUCAGUUGCACAGUGUUGCUCAGCUUGCUGCUUUAGAUAUUGAUAGCAGUGUUGUUCUCAAUAUAUUUGUGGCUAUUUUGUUACCUGGAGGUCUAUUUUGUACAGUAAAUGACUUGAGAAAAUAAAUAUACCCACCCCAA